This is a messenger RNA of Plenodomus lingam JN3, 1665 nucleotides long. RefSeq lists its product as uncharacterized. The record is from RefSeq and is a predicted model, not a curated record. NCBI's taxonomy places the organism in Eukaryota, Fungi, Ascomycota, Dothideomycetes, Pleosporales, Leptosphaeriaceae.
AUGUCUGCAGACCUGUUUGCAGAAUUUGGAUCAGAAUCCAACUCGAAUCAACAACCGCAACAGUCGGUCCAAGCAGCGAGCAGACCAGGUAUUCAACAAGCAUCCUCUUUCGCUUUCUUUGAUGGCUGGAGCGCCACAGGAGCCACAGGUCCCGCAUCCCAACAGCCAUCACCGUCGUCCUUGGCCAACACCUGGAAUCUUGAUCCGUCACCGCCGCCGAAGGUAGUUGAAGAUGAUAACGAUGAAUGGGGCGAUUUUGAAGGCGUUUCAUCUUCUGGGCCUACCGGUACUGCUCCUGUACAAGUAGAUCCAUUCGCACCUGUUACCUCUCAAGCCGGACCGACUGCACAAGGCUCUUGGAAAACCGCACCAGUUACGGCUGUAGUUCCCAGUUUCGAUCAAGGAUUUCAAGCAGAUCAAUCUUCAAGGCAAAGAGCUCCGAUUGUGAAAGCGAAAAGGUCUACGGAUCCGAGCGUGCUCUUUGAUGCGGAAGACGGCUUUGACGAUGACGAGUUUGGAGAGUUUGAGGGAACAGAGGAUACGAAGACUGUGAAUAACAAAUCUGCAUCUACAGCGGCGCCAUCGGCGCUGAUUGAUCUCUUGGGUGACAUGAGUGUAUCACAACCUACAACCUCUCUCGCCGACCCAAGUCAGGAGAACCAUGCACAGAAACGGUUGGGAGGUUCCUUUACAGCAAAGCAGAGUUCUCCAUCUAUAUCUGGUUUGACUAUCAGACAGCAGAAGCCUGCCGUGGUGGCUGCCUCAAAGAAAGAGGAAGACGAUGCGGGCUGGGAUACAUUUGAUGAUUGGGAGCAGUCUAUUCCUGGCACAGCGACAACGAGAGAGUCAAGCAAAUCGAAAGCUGUGAGCAAGGCUCGUAUUGGAUUAGAGGCUGCAACACCUACACCCAUUUUACCUCCAACAGCCAAUGAUCCUCAACCAGGCGAGUUGCCACCUACCAAUAUACCACCUCCCGGCGUUCUACUCUCACUUUUCCCCUCCUUGUUCAAUGACGCCCAGGAGAAGUUAUUCAAGCCAAUGGCUGCGCAAACGCUACCCAUGAGGAAUAAGCUCAUGGCUGCACCGGCGACGACUGCCUACCUGGCAGGAUAUCUUGCACUUGGGAAUGUUGCCGCACACAUCAUAGCCGGACGUAAGCUGCGAUGGAAGCGAGACCAGCAUUUGUCACAGGGCAUGAAGAUUGGGCCAGCUUCCUCUCGAGCUACCUCGGGCAUGAAACUGAGUGGGAUUGAUAAAGGAGAGAACUUGAAGGAAGAGAGGGAAGUGUCUGAUGUGGUACGAGUGUGGAAAGAGCAAGUUGGGCGGCUCCGUCAUGUUGUGGCUGGCGCGAACCAGAUCAAGGCUGGCACGCUCGGCUCAGUUCCUGAUCUUCAGGGAGUCAUGCCAGUGAAGGCGUUGAAGCAAUGGGAAGGAGGGAUUCCAGCGCGACAACCGUGUAUGCUGUGUGGUCUGAAGAGGGAAGAGAGGGUGACGGCAGCAGAUUUGGCUACAGAUGACAGUUUUGGCGAAUGGUGGAUUGAUCAAGUCAACAUGCAUCGAGGUGAGUUUAGGUGGUGGAGGAUGAGAAGAAUGGCAGGCAUUGACAUUGGCUUAGGUUGCAGGAACUUUUGGAACGAGCACAAAGACCGGCUGAGACAGCGUUGA